GUUGAAUGCAGUGUGACAAAUUGACGAUCCGCUCUUUCCAUUAUUUACACUACGCCAUUUCAUUUGUCCACUCGCCCAGGUGUGCACAGCACAGUAUAAACUUUAAAACAAAUCUGAUCGGAAAUGGAAAUUCCGGACGAACUGCUGGUGUGCGGAUUUUGUCACAGUCGUUUGGAGUCCCCAAAGCUUUUGCCAUGCCUUCACACUAUCUGUGGCAAUUGUGUUACAGAAAAGAGAGACAGCCUGGAUCAAUGCCCUACCUGUCAUCAAGCUAUAGAAGGAUUAGAUAAGGUGGGUGCGCUUCCAGACGACAAUUUCAGUAGAAGUAUAAUAGAGUUUUCAAAAACUAAAGACGACACUACUGGUGUAGAACUUGAGUCCCUCCCAGAACUGUUGAAAGAAUUGGAAACUCAGCAAAACGGAGUCAAAAUCAGCCUGAAAAAGAUAAAGCUGCGAUCUGAAGAGUCCAGCUAUCAUGCAUUUAAGAACGAAAGGGAGUUCUCCAAAAUCAAAAGAAAGGCAGAAACGGAUAUCAGGGAAAAAAUCACUUCGCUGAAAAAUCGAUUUGAGAAAUAUCUUCAAGAAAAAGAGGCCACCAUGAUGCACGAGCUAGACCAGGCUUUGGAUGAAGAGGAGUUCGAACUUUCUCAAUCCGUCAUCUGGAAUCAGUCCGUUAUGAGAUCAAUUGAAAACAAAGAAGAGAUUUUAGAAAAAUGUAAUUUGCAGUCCAUCAAAUCCCAACCCAAGGCACUGGCAUACAAAAAUGUCCUAGAAGAAAUGAAUAACCACUUGACCAAAAUAGGGGGAUCCAUCUCACUGAAAACUCCCCCAAAGCUAGAGGUGAGUUUCAAGUAUAAUCAAGAAAUUGAAGAAGUCUUCACAAAACCGUUAGGGGUCGUUGAAGCAAACAAACCAGGAAGGAUAAUAGCUGAAGAUGAAACCAACUUGAGAGUUGAGUUGCCCUCUGCCCCGCCAUUUGCAAAUUACCCUUACAAAAAUGCAGAGUAUCAGAGAACAUUUCCGACUCUUCUGCCAGAGGAUAACAAGGGGUAUGUCGUGGGAAUAACUUGGAUUCCUCCAGAUCGCCUGGUUCUUGUUGAUAAAUGGAACUCCAAGUUAAAGCUGUAUCAUGAAAGCGGUGACCUGUUCAAUGUGAUGGUAUUUUCUGGUGGAGAACCUACAGAUAUUGUGUACACCAAAUGUACAAACUUCCGACACUUUUUCAUUGUAACAAUCCCGAGUGGGCGGCUUUUGCUACAAGUGGCCGUUGAAGACAAAAUAAUGAGAAUAUCAAGCCGCAUCACAACCCUAACUGGCUACACAAGUAUUUCCUACGACAAGCGGUGCUCCAGGCUGAUCGGCGGGGUAUGCCAGCCUUACGGUUCGCCGAGAAUAGACAUCAUCAACUCCAACGGGACAGUCGAGUUUACAAUCGCCUCCGACAUACAACAACGACCUUACUUUAUCUGCCCACGAUCCAUCGACAUCUUCCAGCAUGGCAUUAUUUCCGGAUGCGACUGGCAGAAGAAUCGAAUACUCUUUAUUUCUCGAGACGGAACCAUCCGGGGAUCUUUCCACGGAACUUCGGAUUUCCCUCUCCUGAACCCUGUCGGCACAACUCUUGACGGAAGGGACCAUCUUCUGGUUGCAGAUUGCAAGAGAAACAAAAUUCACAUCGUGUCAUCUAACGGCACACAUCUUGGGAGCUAUGAUACAGCAGCUAACGUGGACGGUCCUCGAGAGAUCAACGCGAUUUCGGACGGGAAUUCCUCCAAACUGGCUGUUUCCCAUGGAGCUGGAUUUAUAAGCAUUUACCACCUCACCGACUAGACUGACUCUCCAAACACGGCGCGCAUUAAUUUUUUACUCAAAGAUUAUUAACAAUGUGUUAUAUUAUUUCAACGGCACGAGUAAACAGAACAAGGCGAUGCACAAAGAAACUGUACAGAAAUUUCCCUAAUAUGAAAAUAAUGGCAUUAUCUAUGAUAUUUUUCAAUAUAUUAGUACUUAUUAUAAGUACCUGUAAUUAUUAUAUACAUUUAUGGUUUUGUAGGAAAACAAUACUCAAUAACUUGACUUUUAACAGAAGUUUUUUCAUUGCUAAAAUUUGUUUUGUAAGACUUUAGAAUAGCACGAAGUUAAUGUAGUAAAAAGUUGUAUAAUACAUUUUUUAUACUAUGCAUGAAUUAAAUAUGUAAUUUGUAUUGCACAAGUCUCAUAAACGUGUAUCCCAAUUC
This is a messenger RNA of Magallana angulata, 2237 nucleotides long. RefSeq lists its product as uncharacterized. Gene Ontology annotation, cellular component: chromatin; nucleoplasm. Lineage: Eukaryota; Metazoa; Mollusca; Bivalvia; Ostreida; Ostreidae. The record is from RefSeq and is a predicted model, not a curated record. Gene Ontology annotation, molecular function: ubiquitin-protein transferase activity. Gene Ontology annotation, biological process: positive regulation of DNA-templated transcription. Bases 124 to 1830 code for a protein of 568 amino acids. The transcript has 2 exons.